Arabidopsis arenosa is the source of this 1106-nucleotide messenger RNA. The record is from the annotation of a GenBank genome assembly. NCBI's taxonomy places the organism in Eukaryota, Viridiplantae, Streptophyta, Magnoliopsida, Brassicales, Brassicaceae.
GGGGAUUUCUUCUGCUCACCAUAACAAACAAUCAUUUUCUCACCAUAACGAAGAAGGAGAAACAGAGAAACGAGAAUGAGGUUCCUCGUCGGCUUCACUGUUUUACUUACCUCCGUCAUCGCUCUCUUAAUCUACGGCGCCACUUCACCGGCGAAUCUUACCGGCGACGAUUUCAAGUUCCCUGCCCCUUCUAUCAUCCGCGUCUUCUUCAACGGCGCCAGUUCACCGGCGAAUCUUACCGAUCGAACAUACUCGCUCCACUACGACUACUACUGUGAAUCUUGCCCCAGCGUUACCGCUCCUUCUAUCAUCCGCGUCCUCUUCUCCGAUUGCUUCAUUGAGGGUUUGAUGUUAUUGACGCCAUUAAGUCUGAGCGGGAGUAUGUUUUCUCCUGGAGGUCUUUCCUGUGCCGAGCUUCCUGUCUUUCUCGAGCUUCCUCUCUUCCCUGCUAGAGAAGCCGCCCUAGUGGCUGGUACUCGAGUAUAUCGUCUGGUGACUGUAAGAAAAUUCAGUGCAGUGGCCUUCAAGCUUCCUGCACCACAGGCUACUCUCUCUCUCCUUCUUGCAAGUGCUGCUUCCAGACUAAAUCUGGUUGUAUUCCGUAUUCCUCACUUCUUGGAAAUGCUAACUCGUUAUGUUCCUAAUGUAGGUGCUCACAGCUUAGGCAUUAAGCACUGCACUUUUUUUGAGAACAGCCUCUACAACUUCUCAGGAACCGGGAAGCCUGACACUGAGCUAGCGGAUGCUUGUCUAGGAGUUGUUUCCUGUUCCAGCCUUGUCCUGGGUGCUAGAGAAGCCGGCCUUCUGGGAUUCGCAGAUGAAACACUCUCUACUGAGAACAAUGCAUCUCCAAACCUUUCCUUGAAAGGGUUUGAUGUUAUUGACGCCAUUAAGUCUGAGCGGAGUAUGUUUCUCCUGGAGGUCUUUCCUGUGCCGAGCUUCCUCGCUGCCCUGCUAGAGAAGCCGCCCUAGUGGUAAUUCUCGCUGUCUCACUCUUCUGGAUUGAUCAUGUGAUGUUUCUACAACGCUUUAAUCAUAUCUUUUUGAUUUUCAGUCUGGUCCUCGAGUAUAUUCUCUGGUGACUGUAAGAAAAGACAGUGCGGUGA